Messenger RNA from Pteropus alecto (black flying fox), 874 nucleotides. RefSeq names its product primary cilia formation (gene CIMAP3). Gene Ontology annotation, molecular function: cytoskeletal protein binding. The transcript is spliced from 6 exons. Lineage: Eukaryota; Metazoa; Chordata; Mammalia; Chiroptera; Pteropodidae. The coding region runs from base 123 to 698 and encodes 191 amino acids. The record is from RefSeq and is a predicted model, not a curated record. Gene Ontology annotation, biological process: regulation of cell projection organization. Gene Ontology annotation, cellular component: ciliary basal body.
CGCUCGGAGCCACUGCCCUUGGGAAGCGCCGCGGCUGAGGCUUGCGGGGCUCGCCGGGCUUGCCUGUGUUCCCUUAGCAACGCAGUAGCAGUACACAAGUGCUAACCCGAGCAGCACGCGCGAUGUGCUUCAACAAAGCGGAGUCGCUGCUUCAAUACUCCUUUGGAACAUGUCAACAGAGGAAGCUCUUUCCUCACUUCCAUCCCCCAAACUCUCUGGGAAACAAGUUUCUCCCUCUUAGGGGGGAACCUCACAGAGGGCCUGGAUGUUACACAGCAGAAAAUAAUGUGUAUGAAUUGGCAUACAACCUCUCUAGGAUACCGACCAGUAGAAAAGGAUAUGCUUUUGGAGCCAGAACAUCCGUGAGGUUUAAGCCAAUCAAGGAUAUGACACCUAACCCCAGCACGUACCAGACAGUAAAUCCGGAGCAAAAACACAAACAAAAUUUUGCUCCAUUUAAUACCUUGUUGCCUCGAUUUAGGACAUACUCAAAGGACACGUAUUUUCCUGGCCCUGGCACAUACAACCCAGAAAUAAAGCCACCCCCCAGAAUCACCUGGCCAAUGAAAUUUGGAUCUCCAGACUGGGCUCAGGUUCCAUGUCUACAGAAGAGAACCCUAAAAGCUGAGCUGUCCACCGACAAAGACUUCAGAAAGCAUCGGAACCGUGUGGCCUAUCUAAGCCUGUUUUACAAUUGAGCAGCUGGGACGAUCUCCACGUGCUCCUCCUGUGCACAGAAUCUCCAGGAGGGAGGACAGAGCUGCUCUUCUCCCUCUGCACUGCUGCGGCCCUCUUGUCUUCCAGCGCGGGGCCCAGAGAGAGGCAAGGAGCUCAUAACUACCAUGUGAGAGAAUAAAGACCAGUUCAGAAUGUU